CUCAAUAUCGGUUGAAAAAAAUUAUGUAAAUUUUUGAGUAGCCAACUUUUUUGAUCAAGUUCAAGCUUAGAAAAUCUGACGCCAUUGAAAUUUUUCUAGCGAGAAAGUUCAACAGAAAGAUGAAGAGUUGAUAUGGUGCUGUUAGUGAAUUUUCAUUAUUUUUAAGACUUCAUUACCAUUUUCACGAUGCCUAGUCGACGUAGUAGUUCUUCCAGCCGAUCUCAUAGUAAAAGUCGAAGUCGUAGUAUUCGUCGUCGUAGUCGUAGUAGUUCAAGUCGUAGCAGAAGUGGUAGUCGUUCAAGGAGUCGUAGCAGAGCACGGACACCGCCUUUCGAUCGAAAUCGACUUCAUAUUAGUGAUAUUGGUUGGGGUAUUUCCAAGCGGGACUUGGAAAAACAGUUUGAGAAAUAUGGACGAUUGGUGGAAGUUUGGCAGUCCAGAACGGUACCAGCUUUUGCAUUCGUUGUGUUUCGUAAGGACGAAGAUGCCGCCGAUGCUUUAAAAGCUACCGAUGGAAUGAAUUUGAAUGGUAGUCGUAUACGCGUUACAUUUGCCAGACCCAGAGCGUAUGAACGUCGUCGUACCGGCCCUAUCUCUAAUUUAAGGUGUUAUAGUUGUAACAGGAAAGGACACUUUUCUCGCGAUUGUCCGGAAUCUAUGUAUGGGUACAAACGACCAUCAUCUAGAUAUUCUCCUCGUAUACUUAGAUCACCUCUAACCAGACGUUACCGAUCACGUGGACGAUCUAGAUCAAAAUCCAGAGACCGUCGUAGGUCUAGAAGUCGAUCGCGCUCUUUCCGUCGAUCGAUUUCGCGAGAAAAGCGACGUAGUAGGAGAUCGGCAUCCAAAGAAAACCGUCGAUCGAAAUCUCGUUCGCGUGAACCAAAACGUUCCAGAUCGAGAACCACCGAUAUAAGUAAAUCGAAGAAAAAACGUCAUUCUGGUUCCAAAGAUAGAAAUAGAUCACGUUCUAAAACGCCACGAAAACGAUCGCGAUCUGUAUCUAAAAAUGAUAACCACCAGACUGACGCGUCCGUGAAACGUGACGAUAAAUCCAAAUCUCCGAAGAACGAGAAAAACCAUAGUGUAUCGAGGUCCAAGUCCAAGUCCAAGUCAAAAACUAGAUCGCCAUCUGUUCAGAAAAAACCAUCGAAUUCUAGGUCUAGUACCGAAAAAGAGAAUAGCAAAUCGAGAUCGCGAUCCAAGUCUAAAUCGUUCGAUUCUCAACAUGAUAGAGCUUCGAAUCGUGCCUCUAAAAGUAGAUCGAAUUCUAGGAGUUCGAACGAACGCGAUUGAACUUAAACGUUUAGAUCAAUUUUUAUUUGUUUUACUUAAUAUACAUAUUCAAGGUUUUUUCUUUCUAUUACUUUUUUUUUGUUUUCAUUUUUUCUCUUUCAACGAUACAAGUUUUAUUAAAUGAUUGCCUAUUGAAUUGUAUUAGUGGUUGAUGUAUUAAAUGGUUUUGCCAAGUUA
Messenger RNA from Planococcus citri (citrus mealybug), 1473 nucleotides. RefSeq names its product serine/arginine-rich splicing factor 7-like. The transcript has 6 exons. The record is from RefSeq and is a predicted model, not a curated record. NCBI's taxonomy places the organism in Eukaryota, Metazoa, Arthropoda, Insecta, Hemiptera, Pseudococcidae. Bases 187 to 1296 code for a protein of 369 amino acids. Gene Ontology annotation, molecular function: zinc ion binding; RNA binding.